Molecule: messenger RNA, 639 nt
Organism: Lolium rigidum
Lineage: Eukaryota; Viridiplantae; Streptophyta; Magnoliopsida; Poales; Poaceae
Product: probable tyrosine-protein phosphatase DSP2
Exons: 5
Coding region: 1-639 (212 amino acids)
Biological process (GO): protein dephosphorylation
Cellular component (GO): cytoplasm
Molecular function (GO): phosphatase activity
Source: RefSeq, a predicted model, not a curated record
AUGAAGCUGGACGCUGCGCCAAGGCAGAGGAGCCAAGAAGCAGAGCAGAAGCAGGGCAUCGUCGCCAUUGAGGUUGAGCUACGGAAGAACCACCCCAGAGAGCUCACCUGCUCCGUGGGCUGCGAGGAGGAGUCGCCGCUGGUGCCGCCGCUCAACUUCGCCAUGGUCGACGACGGCAUCUUCCGCUCGGGGUUUCCCGGCGCCGCCAACUUCCGGUUCCUAGGAUCCCUCAACCUGCGCUCCAUCGUGUACCUGUGCCCGGAGCCGUACCCGGAGGAGAACGCGCGGUUCCUCGGGCGCAGCGGGAUCAAGCUCCACCAGUUCGGAAUCCAAGGGCGCAAGACAUAUCUGAAACGUGUCCUGUUGAUGCAGGAACCCUUCGUCGGCAUCCCUGAAGAAACAAUCCGAGACGCGCUCAAAGUCAUCCUUGACGUAAGAAACCACCCGGUGCUCAUUCACUGCAAGAGAGGCAAGCAUCGGACCGGAUGCUUGGUGGGGUGUCUGAGGAAACUGCAGCGGUGGCGCCUGUCCUCGGUCUUCGACGAGUACCUGCAUUUCGCGGCGGCGAAGGCGAGGAAAACGGAUCAGAGGUUCAUGGAGCUCUUCGACACGUCGAGCCUGGUGCAUCUGUCGGCCUAG